AUGGAUAGAUUUCGCCUGCUCUUCCAGCACUUCCAGUCGAGCUCAGAGUCGGUGAUGAACGGCAUCUGUUUGCUGCUGGCCGCGGUCACCGUCAAGCUGUACUCCUCCUUAGACUUCAACUGCCCCUGCCUGGCACGCUACAAUGCCCUCUAUGGCCUGGGCCUGCUGCUCAUGCCCCCGCUCGCCCUGUUCCUCUGCGGCCUCCUUGCCAACCGGCAGUCCGUGGUGAUGAUGGAGGAGUGGCGCCAGCCCUCGGGGCACCGGAGGAAGGACCCAGGCAUAAUCAGGUAUAUGUGCUUCUCUGUGCUGCAGAGGGCGCUGGCUGCCCCGCUGGUCUGGAUCCUGCUGGCCCUCCUGGAUGGGAAGUGCUUUGUGUGUGCCUUCAGCAGUUUUGUGGACCCUGAGAAGUUUUUGGACUUUGCCAAUAUGACCUCCAGCCAGGUACAGCUUUUCCUGGCUAAGGUACCCUGCAAGGAAGAUGAGCUGGUCAGGGACAGUUCUGCUCGGAAAGCAGUGUCUCGCUACUUGCGGUGCCUGUCACAGGCCAUCGGCUGGAGUAUCACUCUGCUGCUCAUCGUGGCUGCCUUCCUGGCCCGCUGCCUGAGGCCCUGCUUCGACCAGACAGUCUUCCUGCAGCGCAGGUACUGGAGCAACUACGUGGACCUGGAACAGAAGCUCUUCGACGAGACGUGCUGUGAGCACGCGCGGGACUUCGCGCACCGCUGCGUGCUGCACUUCUUCGCCAGCAUGCAGAGCGAGCUGCGCGCGCGCGGGCUGCGCAGGGACACCGCGGAGCACCUGGAGCCGCCGGAGCACCUGGACAGUGAACCCGGGAAGGUCCACCUGCGCGCCAUCUCCAGCCGGGAGCAGGUGGACCGCCUCCUGAGCUCCUGGUACUCCGGCAAACCACCGCUCGACCUUGCGGCCUCCCCCAAGGUCUGGGUGGGCGGCCUCAGCCACCGCACCCCGACCCUGGUCCCUGGCACCAGGCUGUCCCAACACACUGACGUGUAG
Otolemur garnettii (small-eared galago) is the source of this 1014-nucleotide messenger RNA. RefSeq names its product calcium homeostasis modulator 3 (gene CALHM3). The coding region runs from base 1 to 1014 and encodes 337 amino acids. The record is from RefSeq and is a predicted model, not a curated record. NCBI's taxonomy places the organism in Eukaryota, Metazoa, Chordata, Mammalia, Primates, Galagidae. Gene Ontology annotation, molecular function: monoatomic cation channel activity. The transcript is spliced from 3 exons.